AUGGACGAUGAACAUCAUUUAAUGGAAGAAAAAGACAAUGAAGAGAAUAAUGAACUCAAAGAACCAGUGACUUUUAAAUCAUUGGGUUUGAACGAUGUUCUUUGUGAAGCUUGUGAGAAACUCGGAUGGAAAGCGCCAACAAAGAUUCAAGCCGAAGCACUACCAGUUGCAUUUCAAAAUAAAGAUAUCAUUGGUCUUGCUGAAACUGGUUCAGGCAAAACCGGUGCAUUCGGUUUGCCCAUCCUUCAAGCCCUACUAGCAUCACCACAACGUUUAUUCGCUCUUGUUCUAACACCAACACGUGAAUUAGCAUAUCAGAUAAGCGAACAAUUCGAAGCACUAGGUUCGAGCAUCGGUGUUAAAUGUGCGGUUAUUGUUGGUGGCAUGGAUAUGAUGUCGCAAUCGAUUGCCCUGGCGAAAAAGCCACAUAUUGUCAUUGCAACACCGGGUCGUCUUGUUGAUCAUUUGGAAAAUACGAAAGGCUUUUCACUUCGUUCGAUACGUUAUCUAGUCAUGGACGAAGCUGAUCGAAUAUUGAACAUGGAUUUCGAAGUCGAUCUGGAUAAAAUUCUCAAGAUUCUUCCGCCGUCGUCCACCCGGUCGACCUAUCUGUAUUCGGCAACAAUGACGAAGAAAGUUGCGAAACUACAACGCGCAUCUCUUCGUGAUCCUGUGAAAGUUGAAGUGUCGGAAAAGUAUUCGACUGUCGAGAAAUUACAGCAGAGUUAUCUCUUCAUCCCUGCGAAAUACAAAGAUGUUUAUUUAGUAUCAAUUUUGAAUGAUAUGAGUGGAAAAUCGAUCAUUGUUUUUGCUUCCACUUGUACAACAACAUUGAGAUUAGCCUUGUUAACCAGAAAUCUAGGUUUCACAACUGUUCCACUGCACGGACAGAUGAGUCAGACGAAACGUCUCGGCGCAUUGAAUAAAUUCAAAGGCAAAGCACGAUCGAUCCUCAUCGCUACUGAUGUUGCUAGCCGAGGUCUCGACAUUCCCCAUGUCGAUAUUGUGAUCAACUACGAUAUUCCAGCACAUUCAAAAGACUACAUUCAUCGUGUUGGACGAACUGCGCGUGCUGGUCGUAGUGGCAAAUCAAUAACAUUUGUAACUCAAUACGACAUUGAAUUGUAUCAACGUAUUGAAUUUCUGAUUGGUAAACAACUGCCGCAAUAUGCGACACAGGAAGACGAAGUGAUGCUUUUGCUGGAACGUGUCAACGAAGCUGAUCGACAAGCUCGAAUUCAAAUCAAGGAAAUCGAAGAUGAGAGGAAAGAUCAUCGGAAGAAACGAAACAAGGGUGAGAAACGAAACGACGAUUCCGAAGAACCCAGAGCACCAAACAAAAAGCGAAAACACGAAUCACACGAUUCGGAGAAUGGUUUUGGUGUGAAAAAGCAUUUGAAAAAAAAGAAGAAAACGAAAUAA
Molecule: messenger RNA, 1422 nt
Organism: Adineta ricciae
Lineage: Eukaryota; Metazoa; Rotifera; Eurotatoria; Adinetida; Adinetidae
Source: the annotation of a GenBank genome assembly